Messenger RNA from Symbiodinium pilosum, 1722 nucleotides. The record is from the annotation of a GenBank genome assembly. Lineage: Eukaryota; Dinophyceae; Suessiales; Symbiodiniaceae.
AUGACUUGGGCAGCGUGCUUAAAUGUGACUGGAAUCUUGAUCAUGCUCCUUGUUGGCGUCCAGGGGCAGACCUUGCCACCCAAUGAGACUUGCAUUGUCCGCUCUGCUUCCACACCACGUGGUCGUGAUCUGGCCUUGCUCCAGAUGAACCGCAGCAUGGGGCGUCAAGCACAAGGCGGCACUGGAUGGUCUGGGAACGACAUUCGCAAUAAGCUCAACGGUGUCGACGACCUGCGCAAGAUGUUCCGAGAGGUGGGCAAGUUCUCUGCAGCAGACACCUACGAGGUCUCCAACAACCGUCCGUCCUUGAACUUGGAUGUCGUGGAUGGUUGGCAGUUUCUCAGCGGGCUGGCUGGUCCCUUUCAUCCAGCACUAGGAGUUGGUGCAGUCUUGAUGAACAGUUUCAGGAGUGUCGUAAAUGGUAAUGGAGGGGAUGCGGUCUACAACAGGGUCAUGGCUGCCGUGAAGACAUAUGUGAAGAGAGAGGUAUACUUCUCAGACUUGACUGAUGCGCGAUUCAAGAUAGAUGAAGAAGUGCAGAGGCUGCUGGACAAUUUCGAUUCUGAUGCUUGGAUGAAGGAUGUACACGAGGUCCAUGAUGUAACUAACGGGCUACGCACAGCUUGGUACAAGAUCACGAAUGGAUGUCAUGAGGGAUGGCAUCAUCAACCUUCGGAUUGCUACGCGUUCCUCAGAGGAUGCCAGGUCUUCGAAGCCAUCCACUUGGUCUCUUUGCGUCACAACCUGUUGGUGCACCUUGCCGAUCUACCAGGCCAACCCCACCGUUCUCUUCUUGAUGAGUCCACUAACAAGAUGCAUCACAAGCUCAGCAUCUUGCACGAUGCCAUGUUUGAGUGCAUGAGUUCCAAGAUGCCCGAUUUCGGGGAUUGGUCCGCGGCAGAGAAAAUCUACCAAACCGCAACAGAAGAAAUGCUUCAGUUGUCGCCGAUUAGCCAGCGAGAGCAUGACCACUCGAUGGACCACAUGAAGCCCAAGUUGCACGAUGUGGUGGGGUGCUUGGAUGGCAACGGCAUGUGUGGUUGCGACGGCUGCUUCUUGCAGGGAAUGUGGAAGAAGAAUACCGGCAGGACCGACCUCGGUGUGAAGUACAUUGAGUGGCUGGCGGUCAAGACCGCGGAGAGUGGUUACGCCAGGGAAGUCGAAGGCGAAGGAUGGCAAGGAAACUUGAAGUGCCCAGCUGGCACGUACAUCACACAUCUGAAACGGGAUGGCAGUGGGAAGCAUUUCAAGUCGGCAACGUGCGCAAGGCUCAAAAUCCCGAAUGCCAAGAAUGUGCAGGAAGUGUGGGAGCAUAUUCCAAAAGGCUGCGUGAAUGGCAGGAACAUCUCGCCACUGCACCCAAGCAAGUCAAUCGAGGAAUGCAAGGCACUGUGCAGGUCCAAUCCCAAGUGCUUGGCGUUUGAGUACGGGGUCAACUACAAUGGGGGUGGCAAGUACAAAGCCCGCGACUGCCAGCUGCAAGAUGCUUUCGACCCUGCCAACUGCGACGGUGGCUAUUGGAACCUGGACUUGUACGUCAAGGAGACGAGCGACUAUACCAUGAACCAUGGAUCUCGAUGCUACAUCUAUGGCUCGAGCAGUAUCCGCUCUAAAUGGUUCGGGUGCCCGCGCAACAUGUUCAUGAAGGAGUUCCUUUUCUACGACACCCCUCUGCAUUUUGUUUGCUGUGAGUUCCCAAGUCAAAUAGAUUGGCUUGACUAA